AUGUUUGAAAAUAAAUAUGAAGAUCCAGCCACAAUCUUAGUGACAAUUGCAAAGCUUAAGAUUAGGACAGAGCUUGUGUCCUACAAGAAGGACCCUCGUGCUGCCCAAAAGAAAAAACAAGCACAACGAUUGAAGAACACUCAAAAUCAUCAUCACCACCCCAUUGCCAAGGACACGAAAAACAUCAUCGAUCAUCACAAUGAUCAUAAUCAUAAUCAUGAUCAUUCAAAUUCUGAUUCUGAUUCUGAUUCUGAUGAUCAGAUUGAUGGAGAUCAUGAUGGUCAUAGUGGACAUAAAAUUAAGAAGCCAGCCAAUGUUAAUGGUCCAUUUGUUGCACCCCAUGGGAAGGGCAAUUUCCCCAAGCCAAAACCGCUUGGGCCACAAAACAACUGGGCCCGAGGGAUGUACGGGAGGCCACCGCCAGGUCCACCGCCUGCAUUUCCACUGCCGCCACAUGCAUAUGGUGGUUAUGGUCAACACUCGAGCAUGGCACCGCUGCCACGACUGCCGCCACAUGCAUAUGGUGGUAGUGGUCACCACUCGAGCAUGGCACCGCUGCCACGACCGCCACCGCCAAUGCAAAUGUAUCCUUAUCCUUGUUAUCAUCGAACUAAGGAACCGCCGGUUGGCAACUCAAUGCUCCAUUAUUUCAGCGACGAUAACACUAGCACUAGUGCUUGCACCAUAAUGUAA
This is a messenger RNA of Prunus avium (sweet cherry), 693 nucleotides long. The record is from RefSeq and is a predicted model, not a curated record. NCBI's taxonomy places the organism in Eukaryota, Viridiplantae, Streptophyta, Magnoliopsida, Rosales, Rosaceae.